Molecule: messenger RNA, 1040 nt
Organism: Rattus norvegicus (Norway rat)
Lineage: Eukaryota; Metazoa; Chordata; Mammalia; Rodentia; Muridae
Source: RefSeq, a predicted model, not a curated record
CGGGGGUCGCGGUCCCUAGCGGCUUCCUGCACGGAUGAGUGCUUAGGAUUCCAUGUGUUUUUGCUGAACUUGUAAAGGAGACACCUGGAUGGUGGAUUAACAAGAACACUGACCUGUGGGCAGCCUCAACUGAGAACAUUGGAUUUUCACCCUAGUCCAGCAGCUCUGCUGCUCACAUAGAUGCAGAUGAAUGAAGACCCCAUUCGGGAAGACACCUGGCCAGCGGUCCAGAGCUGAUGCAGGCCAUGCUGGAGUCUCUGCAAACAUGAUGAAGAAGAGGACAUCUCAUAAAAAACAUCGGACCAGUGUGGGACCAAGCAAACCUGUGUCCCAGCCCCGGCGGAACAUCGUAGGCUGCAGGAUCCAGCAUGGGUGGAGAGAGGGCAACGGCCCUGUCACCCAGUGGAAGGGGACUGUCCUGGACCAGGUGCCUGUGAACCCUUCCCUGUAUCUCAUAAAGUACGAUGGAUUUGACUGUGUCUAUGGACUAGAGCUGAACAAGGAUGACAGAGUCUCUGCACUUGAAGUCCUCCCUGACAGAGUUGCAACAUCUCGGAUUAGCGAUGCACACUUAGCGGACACAAUGAUUGGCAAAGCGGUGGAGCAAAUGUUUGAAACAGAGGAUGGCUCUAAAGAUGAGUGGAGGGGGAUGGUCUUGGCACGGGCACCUGUCAUGAACACAUGGUUUUACAUCACCUAUGAGAAAGACCCUGUCUUGUACAUGUACCAGCUCCUAGAUGAUUACAAAGAAGGCGACCUCCGCAUUAUGCCCGAUUCCAAUGAUUCACCUCCAGCAGAAAGGGAGCCAGGAGAAGUUGUGGACAGCCUGGUAGGCAAGCAAGUGGAAUAUGCCAAAGAAGACGGCUCGAAAAGGACUGGCAUGGUCAUCCAUCAAGUAGAGGCCAAGCCCUCUGUCUAUUUCAUCAAGUUUGAUGACGACUUCCAUAUUUACGUCUACGAUUUGGUGAAAACAUCCUAGAUGUCAUCACAAACUCUGCCAAAUUUGUGGAACUAUUAAAUGUAUAAUUUGUAGACAUAAA